GGUCAACCAUCCUUCACUCCCUUCCAAGAUCCAGUAUCCCCUUAGACUUGACGAUAACGACAAUCCGGCUCAUCUUCAAGACCAUGUACCGACCCUGAACAAUUCAGAUACCCCAUCCAGAAUUCCUCUCGAACAGCAACAACAGCCGCUCACUACGAGUACCAUGACUCUCCCGCUCCCUGACAAACAAACGCAACACAGCGUCCCUUCGAACCAAGCCGUAUCCACCAUCACGACAUCGGCUUCAUCAGCAAGAACACCACUGACGACCAACGGCCCCCGAGCAAGACGGCCGGAAAACCGUCACAGCGAGACUUCCCCCCUCCUAGGGUCCAUCUCUGCGUCUAAACGUAUACCAGGAUGGGGAACCUUGGUGCAACAGCUCGAUAGGGAACAGUUCACUCUCGACAAUCAAGAGAACGACAAUGGAGAUAACCGGACAAUCUCGGAGAGCGGGCGGACGGACGAAGGAGGGAAGAACGGGAGUCAUAUUCAGCUCGCUGCGGACCCUAAUGAUAGUAGAGAUCCGAGGGGAAAAUCCAAGGAUAGUCCGUUCUCGGAUAUGGAAUCCGGAAGAGCUUCACCUAUGGGGGAUUCGUUCGUGGUAGCUCCGACUAAACGAAAAUCCUUACCGGCACGGGUCAAACAGCGGACGAAGUAUUACGUGCCUGUCACAUCGUGGUUACCAGAAUACGAAUGGUCCACGUUCGGAGGAGAUUUUACCGCGGGGAUGAGUGUAGCGUGCUUGAUUAUCCCACAAGCAAUGUCCUAUGCAAGCGGGCUGGCCAAGCUCAAUCCGGUCGCUGGGAUCUACUCGGUCGCCAUCCCGGGAAUCGUAUAUGCUCUCUUGGGGACAUGUCGUCAACUCUCCGUCGGACCAGAAGCCGCCCUAUCCCUCUUGGUAGGCCAACUGGUCACCGACGCGCUGACGGCCGAUCCGCAUCAUGCGCCCAAGAACCCUGAAGGGGUCGCCAUGGCCAUUGCUGGGAUCACUGCCAUGCAGGUCGGCAUGAUCACCUUUUUUCUCGGGAUUUUUAGGAUGGGAUUCUUGGAUGUCGUCCUAUCCAGGGCUCUUCUGAGGGGUUUCAUCACUGCCAUCGGUAUCAUCAUCUUCAUCGAACAGAUGGUACCGAUGCUAGGCUUGGCGCAAUACGUCCACGGCAACACGAUCACGCCCUUUGAAAAGCUCAUCCUCAUCUGUAGUUAUAUCGGCGAGACCAACCUCUGGACAGCGGGACUCAGCUUGGUCUCGCUGACGUGGUUGAUUGGCGCCCGGCUGUUCAAGCAACAUUUGAGGGCAAAAGUCCCCGCGCUGAAAUAUAUUCCGGAAAUUUUCAUCCUGGUCGUCGUCUCGACAAUCGUCACGGAUGUCUACAAGCUCGACCUCAAGGGGAUCACGGUGCUUGGCAAGCUGGAGGCGGGUUCAGGUUUGCCGUUCGGUCUGCCUUUCCAGCCUAAACUCUGGAAGUACGCACACGAGACUUUCCCAACUGCUGCAGUCAUUGCGGUCAUUGGUUACGUCGAUUCCGUCAUGGCGGCCAAGGAGAAUUCCGCCAAGUUUGGGUACCCGAUCUCUGCCAACCGGGAGUUAGUAGCAUUAGGUGCAUCGAAUUUCGCUGUGAGCUUUUGUACGGGGACGGGAUGCGUACCUGCGUUCGGAUCCAUCACCAGGAGUCGACUCAACACCAAUAUCGGCGGGAGGUCUCAGAUGUCAUCCAUCAUCACCUCGAUCUUCGCGAUUAUGACGUUGUUCCUCCUUCAAUACUUCCACUACCUACCCAAGGCGGUCUUGGCGAGCAUUGUCGUAGUGGUCGUCUACUCUAUCCUCGCAGAGGUUCCUCACGAGAUCUCGUUCUACUGGCGAUCUCGCGCAAAGACAGAUGCACUGCAAGCGGCAAUGACGUUCCUCCUGACCCUGUUGUUCAGUGUGGAGGUCGGAUUGGUAGCCAGCGUAGCCUUUUCUCUCAUCCUCGUCAUCCAAAAGUCGACUAAACCUCGGAUCAAGAUCAUCGGUCGAGUAAGGGAGACGGACGAAUGGAUCCCGGUAGACGAGAACCCGGAUGCUAUCGAGGAAGAUCUACCUGGCGUGCUGGUGAUCCGGAUUCGUGAGAAUCUGAACUUUGCCAAUACGGGUCAGCUCAAAGAGAGGCUGCGACGUCUGGAACUUUACGGCGCGGACCUCGUUCAUCCUUCUGAAGCGCCGAAACGGGACCACGCGCAUGCGAUAGUGUUUCACAUGAACGACGUUGAAGAUAUCGACUCCUCCGCACUCCAAAUCGUACUCGAGCUCGUCAAGUCGUACAAGGACCGCGGCGUCGAGCUGUACUUUGUACAUCUUCGUUCAAAGCAGAUCAAGGCGUUUGAGAGGGUUGGCCUCUUAGAUUUACUCGACCAUACCCACUUUACUGCGGACCUCCGAACAGCCAUGCGGAAUAUCGAGGAGACUGGUUCUUUUCGAGCUGGCGCUUAGCGCGAGGACUCCUGUACCGUUCCGUUAGGCUGCGUUUACUAACUCACGGAGACCGUUUUUUCACCGUUUUUUCGCUCGAAGUGGUAGUUCUAGGUCGCGUACGUAACCGUUUUGUAGGCCCUAAUGUUCGGUAGUAAUUUACUAGACGUUCCUGUGGCUUGAGAAACGUGUCAAAAACGGAGAGUCAAAACCGACCUCUCGAGGUGCGUUUUCGGUAUUACGUCUACGUCGGCUCGUACAGAACGUAGUCGGAGGUCCCCGGUGUUGGUAGUGAAUUGGCUGGGAAGGUGGGUAUCGCUG
Filobasidium floriforme is the source of this 2770-nucleotide messenger RNA. Its product is annotated as putative endoplasmic reticulum protein. Gene Ontology annotation, molecular function: sulfate transmembrane transporter activity. Gene Ontology annotation, cellular component: membrane. Bases 164 to 2470 code for a protein of 768 amino acids. Gene Ontology annotation, biological process: transmembrane transport. The record is from RefSeq and is a predicted model, not a curated record. The transcript is spliced from 21 exons. Lineage: Eukaryota; Fungi; Basidiomycota; Tremellomycetes; Filobasidiales; Filobasidiaceae.